Messenger RNA from Paramecium octaurelia, 1995 nucleotides. NCBI's taxonomy places the organism in Eukaryota, Ciliophora, Oligohymenophorea, Peniculida, Parameciidae. The record is from the annotation of a GenBank genome assembly.
AUGUUGACUAAAUUGCUGUUUUUUGCAUUUGCAAUUACACAGUCCUAUUGUUCAGACUAGAGCAAUCGAUAUCCUUAAAAUUCAUUUCUAGAAGAUUCAUUUAUAGGCUAGUAAGAUCCUUAUGAAGUCAACUAUUAGGAAGAUUAAAGUAAUGAUAAUUAUGUCCUGUUUUACUUUCAUUAAUAUUCUAAUUUUAUUGGAUGGGCAAUUCUAGUUGAUCUGGGAAUUAUUGCAAAUAGAUACGGUAUAUUGAAAAAAAAUAAAUAUGAUAUUCAUGCUAUCAUAAUGAGCAUUGUAGUUUUGCCUUCAAUAAUAGCCGAAUUAUUUAUGAUAUUUUCCGGGAAUACACCUCCUCUUUAUGGGAAACAAAACUUAUAGGGAUUUCAUAAUAUAAUCGGAUAUAUAUUUUUGGGACUGAUGAUUUCAUAGAUGUUAGGAGGGGUCAUAAUAAAAUUUUGCAUUCAAUCAGUGAACACUUAGACACACCUUAAAAUAAAAUCUCUUCUGCACAUCUAUACGGGAUAUGUAAUAUAUCUUCUUGGGAAAAUCUAAUUAGGAUUUGGAUACUAUAUGACUUAUAAACUUCAGAAUGAAAAAGGGAAAGGUGAUAUAAUAUCUUUUUGGUGUGUGUAUAGUUUUAUUUUUUUAUGGAGAAUCAUUUUUGAAUUCUUAUAUCAAAAGGGAAAGAUAUAUUUAAUCCUGAUUAAGAAUAAUUCAGUUCCAAAAGAACACUCUGGAACACUUUAAGAUUCAUUGUUAAUUUAAUAUAUUGAGUAGAAUGGUAUGAUAUUUUAUCAUAUUAAUUAGAAUAAUCUCAUAUUUACAAUGAAUUUUAGAAUAAAUUUUGGUUAAUUUUUAACGAUGAAAUCAUUGAUUUAACAGGAUUUACACACCCAGGUGGUUAAUACAUUUGGGAAAGAGUUAAAGGUAGAGAAGUAUCUAGAUUUGUUUAUGGAGGCUGUGGACUAGAAGAUGGAACAGCUAAAUAGUAUCCUCAUUCUUAAAAUGCAAUUGUACUAUUAAAAAAUCAUGUUAUUGGAUCAUUAAAUAAUAUUGCAUUUACAAUUCCUGUUGAUGAAAACAAUGCAAAUAAUAGCACUUAAUGGAAAUUGGAAACUAUUACUAAAUUAAAUGAUAAAACAAGCUAUUUUGGAUUCACUAAUCCUAAAUUCAAUAUAAUAUCUCAAUUUACAACUAUUCAUUCAUUUGGCAAGUAUUUUCAAAUCUAAUCAAUUUAAUCUAAGAAAACUCCAAUUCGAUAAUAUACAUGUGUUGCUUCUAUGGCUCCUGAAAAUGUUGCCUAUAGAAAGGAACUAGUUAAGUACAUUGACUAUAUAUAUACAACAAAACAAUAAGCCAAAGUUCCUUAAUAACCUAAAUACCUGUAGGAACUACCAUUGAUGAUUAAAUGCUACGAAUCUUAGGGUGGUUUCUCAUAAUAUAUUCAUAAUCAUAAGGAUGAGAUGUAUGAUAUUUAAGGCCCCUAUGGACCACCUCAUGGUCUACCUAAUAGAGGCAACAUUGUUAUUAUAUGUGGAGGAACGGGAAUAUUUCCAUUUUUAGAUUUAUUAGAUUUUCUUUUAAAAACUGUUAUUCACCAAAUCGCAUUGAACAAGUUUGGCAAAUAAACAGCUGAUAAUCUGAAUCCUUAUGAUUGUUAAUUCAAUCCAAAUAUACAUAUUACUUUAUUUUUUGCAGCAGCCAAUAAAUCAGAAUUAAUUGGAUCUGAUAUUCUAUUCCCAAUUAUUUAAUUAUAAAAAUACUUAGAUAAACAAUACUUGAGAUUGAUCAUUAAAAUAAAGGAUAAAAUUGAAGGAAUAGAAACUAUUGAGGAGAGAUUUAGUAAAGAAAUGUUUGAUAAAUUCUUGGGGAAAACUAUGGAUUAUCAAAGAUUUUUGAUUUGUGGACCACCUCCGAUGUAAGCAUCAGUACCAAUCAUCCUUUAAGAAAUGGGAGUAUAAAACCGAUUCAUCCAUUUCAUCUGAUUUAUUAUUU